Messenger RNA from Lodderomyces beijingensis, 2388 nucleotides. The record is from the annotation of a GenBank genome assembly. Lineage: Eukaryota; Fungi; Ascomycota; Pichiomycetes; Serinales; Debaryomycetaceae.
AUGUUCAUUUCCAAGAAAACAAUUUUGUUUAUCAUAGUUAAUUUUUCAGUAUUUGCUCAACUCAUCAAAGUGUCGUUCUUCAAGCCUAAUAAGUUCAUUGCUGCAUUAUCAACGUCAUUCUUGGUAUUCAUCUCGAUCUAUUUUAUUUCCACCACGUUUACCCUUCCAAAUACCAAUAAAGACUCCGACGAUCCACUCGAGAAGAGCAGCCUCAUCCCGUUCAACAUCCCCCAGGCAAUACACAAGAUUAUGAACUCGCGAUUCUCGAGAGCAGGCGCCAACCGGUUCGGCUCUAAAAAGAGCAAAGAACACAGAUUUGCAACAAAGAAUGGGGGAGAAGUUGGAGGGCUCAGUAAUGAUGGAAACACGUGCUUCAUGAACUCCGUGAUACAAUCCCUUGCAUCUUCUAGGCAAUUGCUCAAGUAUAUUGACUCAUACUUGUACUCGGAAAUCGAACUUGAAACUUUAAAGGGCACGGGCGAGAAGAUAUCCAUGAAGUCCAACCAGCCAAAGCCAGAGUUGACCUUCACAAACGCAUUAAAGGACCUCUUGGAUAGCGUCAAUGGUAAAUACGGAUCGCGAGGUAAAGAGUUUACUACAAAGCAGCUCCUCAACAGAAUGCCCAAUGGACCCAAGCAGAAUUUUUUCAGUGGGUACAGCCAAGAAGAUGCCCAAGAGUUUUACCAAUUGAUAAUGAACCUCUUGGAAAAAGAAUUUAAAAAGAUGAGUCUCAGUCGACUUCCGACACCAGAGCCCGAAGAGAGCAUGGAGGAGCAGAAGAAGAAACAGGAGACAAAAUACGUGGAUGCACGCAACUUGAAGGAAAUCAUAUCGGGGUGCAACAGGUUGGGCAAAUUGGGCACCGUUUAUGUUCCUGCUGCGCAAGUUGACCCUAACUUGGAAGAUGCCGAGCACAAGGUUGUGCCUUUGGAAUUGAUCACACCCGUGGAUGGCAUCACAGCGGAACGAGUCGGGUGCCUAACAUGUGGCGAGUCAGGAGGCAUCCGCUAUGCCGUGAAUAGUGGGUUGAGUUUAAACUUGCCCACGGGCCAAACUUAUUAUUCCAAGUUUACGCUUCCGCAGCUAUUAGACGAGUGGAUUAAACCCGAGACAAUCGACGACGUCAAUUGCAACCGGUGCGGUUUGCUUCAAACCCAGGAUCUACUCGCAAGCAAACUUGUGGAGUUGAAAGAGAAUCCGGUAAAUGAUAAAAUUAUAGAAAAGAUACAGGUGCGAUUAAGAGACAUAGAAUUAGAAUUGUCAAAGAAGCAAGUGACGGAUGAAGCAUUUGAGAAACUCACCACCAAAAACCAAAUCAAAAAGAGCAAAAAGACAAAGCAGAUUUUUAUGGACAGGCCGCCUCCUUUGCUUAGUAUCCAUAUAAACAGGUCGCAGUUUGAUCCAAGGACUUAUAUGGUUGUCAAGAACGGGAGCAACGUCACGUUCCCGGCUGUGUUGGACUUGUCAAAGUACAUUGUGGAGCCCAAUGAAAUAAACACAGACGCAAGGUUGCAUUUCCGGAAACAGGACGAAGCUUUGAGCCAGCGUUUGCUUCGAGAAGCGCAGGUUGCUGAAGAGGCAGAAGACGAGGACGAAGAAGGAGAAGAAGCGCAAGAAGAAGGUAAAGAAGGGGGCGCUACUCAGGACGAGACCGCGUUUAAAGCUCGUUUACUGAGUAGUGGGGUAUCCACAGCAACAGCAACAACGUCUGCAACUCCAGUGGGUUCCGAUCCAAUAUCGUCGCCAGCUGCUACUACUACCACAACGGAUCCUCGACUUUUGUACAACUUGAAAGCAGUCAUUGUACAUUACGGUACUCACAAUUACGGCCAUUACAUCUGCUACAGAAGAUUGCGUGGCACCUGGUGGAGAAUAAGCGAUGAAAACGUGUAUGUUGUCCGGGAGGAAGAAGUAUUAGGAGGCCAAGGCACAUUCAUGUUGUUUUAUGAGUACGAUGACGGUGUCAAGGAAGUACUCCAGGAGGUGACUGAUGACGAAGAGGAGGAAUCGAAAGAGAAUGAAGCGGAAAACGAAGGCAUGGAUCGCUUGUCUGGUGCGUCGAAUGAAACUACGAAUUCAGUAGCGUCGAGUCCCGAAGGAAGUGAAGCUGGCGACAAUGAAUUGCAUGAAGAAGAAGAUGACGCAGAGGAAGAAGACGAAGAAGAAGAGGAGGGUUUUGAAGAUACCGAUGCAGCAGUUGACUCAGUUGCCACGACUGAAGUCCAAGCCGAAGCCGAAGCCGACGCUGAUGCCGACCACAAUAUGGCCUCUUCACCUGCAUUAUCACUGAAGCCUAUGAGCGACAUUGUUGUAGACGACGACGAGUUGAGCGACGACCAUGCCGAUGAAACGGAAUUCAAUGUCGCUGAGGCGCAAGUGCAUUUAUAA